AUGGUGUCGCGGUCGUACCAGACAAGAAAAAAAUUAUUACCGCGCUCACGAAGGUUUUCAAAGCGAAUAAACCCUGUCCGAUCCGAUUCCGCUGUCCGCUCUCAGAAGAGGAGGAAGCUGCCGCCUACUGGUUUUGCUUCCGGUGCGACAAGUUCCUGGAACAGGUGGCAUUCGAUGCACAGUCGAUGGCUGACAAAACCGCGGGGCAGCGGGCUUGCGCCAGUUGCGAAGAAUGCGCUGACAUGUUUGACGAUGACGACGAAGACGAUUAUUAACCAUGUGCGAGAGGAGCAACAAGCCUUGUUCCUACUUUUUACCACCGAAAGAAACCAAAACCUCGCUCCACUCUCAAGGAGAAAAGCGAAAGCCACGACACCGCGGUGCGCGACCACAUGUAUAUAUCUGUAUCAUGAAAGGGCGGCGAUAAUUGACGUAUUAUUGUGGCACAUGCUGGACAAGCGCUGCUGA
Messenger RNA from Amoebophrya sp. A120, 468 nucleotides. The record is from the annotation of a GenBank genome assembly. NCBI's taxonomy places the organism in Eukaryota, Dinophyceae, Syndiniales, Amoebophryaceae.